Messenger RNA from Drosophila ficusphila, 3339 nucleotides. RefSeq names its product WD repeat-containing and planar cell polarity effector protein fritz (gene frtz). Gene Ontology annotation, cellular component: axonemal basal plate. Bases 304 to 3153 code for a protein of 949 amino acids. Gene Ontology annotation, molecular function: protein binding. The transcript is spliced from 7 exons. Gene Ontology annotation, biological process: cilium organization; establishment of protein localization; nervous system development. Lineage: Eukaryota; Metazoa; Arthropoda; Insecta; Diptera; Drosophilidae. The record is from RefSeq and is a predicted model, not a curated record.
UCUCUAAAAACAAGUUUGGACAAGCAACAAGUGGAUUUAAUUUUCAUAAACAAUGCUUGUUUAUAGGUAAAAAUCCGAGUUAGAGUGAUGUUUUGUGACAUAUUUUGUGACCUUAGCUGGUAAACCGGUACUGAGGUGCUAAAGAUCAGCGUAGUUAAUCCGAAUCGGAAGAAAUUAGUGCAAUUGGAGCACCUAAGAGGCACACGCCAACAAAUCAAAUCGAGAUCGAGACUUAAGUUGACACCCAUUCCGCGGCCAUGCAAAUCGAUGCAAUUGAGUUGAGCUGAAACCCGAGGCCUAAAUAUGCUGCUCAGCGAGACCCACUUCUGGACAACGCUGCGGGAUGAGGUGCGGAUCAAGAGCCAGGAUCUGGGGGCGUUUCGCUACCUUCGCCAACGGGACAAGGAUCAGGAGCAGCAGGACCUCACAUUCCUGGCCAAGCGGGACUAUACGGAACGCCGCAAUGGAUUGGCCGUGCUGAAAAACAGCAGUAGAAAGUCCGCUGGUCGACUCAAGGACAACCUCAAAAAGCUGGAGGAUUUGCUUCGCCAGCACAAGAUAAUCCAUUCCGAGUGGCAGGAUGCAGCGCAGGUCCUUCUUCUAUUCGCCCACGGUCUGAUCGCCCACAUCUGCGUGGACAUCUACACCGGGGACAUCCUGCGAAUGGUCUUCGAGAAAUACUUGGUUGGAAAACUAGCCUCCGAAGUCAUCACCGAUGCUUUUUUCACCCGUUCCCACAUCGUCUUGGCCUACAAUACCAACCAGCUGACGGUGGUUCAUCUGCAGCGGCCAAACGCGCGAUCCCAGGGACCGGAGAAGAUCGCCAACAUGGAUCCGCGGAUCUUCCACGUGAUCAUACCGGGCGCCACGGAGCGCAAGCUAUCCCGCCACCUCACAGUCAACAGCAGCUUCGACCUGUUCGUGGUCUGGACGCAGUCCUCGCAGAACGAGGUCUACCCAUGGAGGCCAACGAUCAGGGACCAGGAUAGAGCAAACAUUCAUGUGUUCAAGAUUAAAGGUUUGCAACUGGAAUCGAUCGCCUACUGCUGGUCGGAGAACGAUCCGCUGUGCGUUGACUUCCUGCGGAGCAGCGAGAGUCAGAUCAUCACCUUGGAACAGAAGGUUUCCCGCAAGGGCGACAUAAGCGCCGAGAUCUGCUCAUAUGAACUGGCUGCCGGCAAAAUGCAGCGCACCGCCAUUACCUCCAUUCCAAUGGGCGCCCAGAUCUGCUCCUUUGCCUUUAGUCCCGAUCAGGAGAAGCUCUUUCUGGGCAGCAUCGAUCGCAAUAUCUGUCUGCACGAUCUAGUUCAGCAGUCGACGAAGUACGCCAACCAGAUUGAGAUCGUGCCCAACCAGUGCGCCUGGCACUGCGAUUCCGCCAUGCUUUGCGUGGCCAACGAGCGAUCGGUACUGCAGUGCUUCGACCUGGCCCUGGCCACCAUUGGUCAUCAGCUGCUCAGUGAAUGUGUGACCCCAUCGAGCCUCUUGGACCUGUCCCACUACUUUGUGGCCCAGCCCACGUUGCUGAGCGUGGCUUUCAGUCGGAAGCCGGAUCUUUCCAGUUUCAAGCACACCUACGCCCAAACGGACUGUCUGUUGCUGCUGAUUUAUGAACAGGGACCACUCGCCUGCAUGCGCAUCUUUGGCGGCACGGGAAUGCGAGGGGACAUCCACAAUUCUGGACUUACUGCGGACGUUAUUGCGGACAAAUAUCUGCGAUUGCAGCAGCCGGAUAGAGCUGUGAAUGUCCUGGCCGCCCUCAACUGGGAGACUUACGGAGCCAUGUGUUUAAUCACGCUACACAAGAUAGCUAACUACGUGUUCUUUGGCGGAGACCAGCGACGACCGCGCAUCGAACUGAUGGCCAGGGCACUGAAGACAUUCGCAAGCACGCUUUCGGAGGAAACAAAGGAUGAGUUCAGCGAUCAGGUGUACGAUCUGAAGCGACGCUUUUGCUUUUAUCUUCUUCGUAAAAACCUCUUCGCCGAGGCCUUUGAAAUCGCCCAAGAUGUGGCCGACUAUGACAUCUUCAUGGACCUGUACAACUUAACCAAGUGCAUCUCCAGCCUCAGCGAAUUCGCCCAGGUGGCGUUCAGUCAGGCAGCUGCCAUAAUUCAUGAGGAAGAUCGUGCCAACGGCAACCUUAGCCUGACCUGCGACCUGCGAUCGGAGUCGGCUUGCUCGCUGUCCACCUGCUCGGAUGUAUUACGUGGCCAGGGAGCAGCAACAGGGCCACCCACGGGAUUAGGUCCGGGCCAGGCUCAGAAUCAGCAGGUCCUAAAGAACUAUGUGCCACCGCUGCCCUCGUUCAAGUCGAAGGUGUUCAAUGCCGAGAUGAUCAAGAUCAACAUACCCAAACCGGAACUGAGGCCUCCCCUUCCAAAGGUUUCGUUAGCACCUCCAACGAGCACACUGGCGAGUCUGUCCCUAAAAAUUAAUAGUACGCCACAGACCCCCAUAAAGAGCUUAAGCUCGAAUGGAAAUGUAUGGUCACAGGAUGUUCCCGAUCAAACAGUUGGUCUGCCAAUGGCCAACAGUCCGCUUCCUCGUCUUCCGCCCCAAAACAUUCCGGAUCAAAGCCCUCAAAUUGGCCAUCAUAACACAAGUCAAGUGUCGCCUCCACCGGCAGUCGCAUAUCAGCCCAAGUUUUACCAGCAUCCGCUUGUCUCUGGGAAUAUACCCGCCAUGUUGCCCUCAGUGACCAGCGAGGAUUACCAGAAGCGGUUGCUGCUCAAAAAACCCACUGCUUCCAUACUGUCCAAUCCGGCCAAUCCAACUCCGACGAAUGGAGAGGCAGCCACGCCGACAGCCAAGUCACAAACGGCCGAGAAGAACAAAGUCAAAUUCUCCGAUACAAUUCAAGUAGCUGUGGUGCCUGAGAUUCCUCGCAAGGAGAAGCCAAUGCCACCGAAGAGAAAUGGUUACUCCAGACCAGCAGCACGGCAUCUGACCAAUCCUAAGAAAGAACUAGCCGACAGCCUGCCGCUUUGUCAUCCAAAUGACGAGUAUCUGAAGGAUUUCAAUCCCAUAACCACCAAUGUCACCAAGCCACCAAUUCGACGUCGCGACGAGGAAUCGAAGCAGAGCAGCAGCAAGAGCGCCAAUUCGUCCUCCUCUUCGUCAAUCAAAGUGGUCCACUUCGGUGUGGUCUAAUAAUUUAUAGUGCAAUUCCUUACUAAUCACUAUUUCGGUUUAUUGCCGCGUCUUCCAUUCGUUUGUAACUAUUGCCGUCCCAGUUAGUGCAAAGCUUUAAAUAGGAAAGUUUUUAUUUAUAGGUUCUCUAUACACUUUACACAGGUUACUCAUUAAAGCUUAGCAUUAAAUGUUUGCCAAAUCGGA